AUGAAUUAACGAUCAUUAUAAUCAAAUUACUAAAGGCUUAACAUUCCUGUAAAAUGUUUGCCAGAAAAAAUAUUAUAGUCAAAUAAUAUCUCUACAACCUCAGAAGGAUAUAAUGGAUUCUCAAAUUUUAAGAAAUUGAUUUUUGAGUAUUGCAAAAAAUCAGAAUUCCAAAGGUGUCAAAUAUUAAUUUAAGAUUAUCUAAAAUGUCACAUCAAUUCUAAAUAAAAAUGUUAGUAAAAUUAUGAUUCAUAAUACAGAUAAAAUCAAUUUGAAUUAUGAGGAGAUGAUUUUUUGGUUACGUUAGCAUUUUAUAAUUAGCGAAGAUUAAGCAAUUUAUUUACAGAAAAUAUAUUAAACUUCAAUCGUUGACUAUUAAACAUUAAUAAGUGUUCUUUAUAUGCUGCAUGAAUUUUUAGAUCAAGAUAAUUACAGAGAUUAAAAUGUAAUACAUUUACAAUAUUUUAGCUAAACAUAUUAACUGAUAUUAAAUAAAUGCUCAAAUGA
This is a messenger RNA of Paramecium pentaurelia, 504 nucleotides long. The record is from the annotation of a GenBank genome assembly. Lineage: Eukaryota; Ciliophora; Oligohymenophorea; Peniculida; Parameciidae.